Coprinopsis cinerea okayama7#130 is the source of this 657-nucleotide messenger RNA. RefSeq lists its product as hypothetical. The coding region runs from base 1 to 657 and encodes 218 amino acids. NCBI's taxonomy places the organism in Eukaryota, Fungi, Basidiomycota, Agaricomycetes, Agaricales, Psathyrellaceae. The transcript has 2 exons. The record is from RefSeq and is a predicted model, not a curated record.
AUGACGCGCACCUCAGCCAUCCCGCUCACCUACAUGCUCUUUUUCGGGGUAUAUGAGCCACUCAUGGGGAUCCUGUGUUUUGCUGGUAGCCUCAUAGACCCAGUCCAAUUCCACAACUCUCAAGCACCCUGCCAGUGGCCGUCCACCACCACCACCACCGCCAGUACCGCCGCCGCUAGUAGUAUAACUAAUCCUCCCCCACCCACCACACUCCCACUCGCUACUAGAAUCACAGUAACCCUCCUCGGGCAUACCUCCUCCCUCCUGGGCCUCGUCAGCUUCUUCGUGCUGUGGACAGCGCGUACGCAGUUGUCCAGAAGGCCGUUGUUGUUGAAGUAUCAGGAGAAAGUGGUGAAAUCGGUUCUGUGGCCGUUGUUGUUUGGGGAUUUCUUUCGUUUGGGGUGUUGGGUUGUUGUGUUGAGGGAGUUUGGUGCUUUACGGGAGUUUGGUGGGUGGGAUGGGGUCGUUCAGGGUGUUGCGACCGGGAAGGGGAUGGAGGGUGUAGUGCGGGCGUUUGAGGAGCUGAACACGAAAGUGAACUUGGUAGGGAUGAUGAUGAGUGUUGUGACGCUCGUACCGAGGGUGUUGUGGUUCUUGGGUGUGGGGCGGUAUGUGCAUCGGAGGGAUGGGAAGGGUGUGGUUGACAAGGAGGAGUGA